Messenger RNA from Triplophysa dalaica, 1669 nucleotides. RefSeq names its product tubulin, alpha 1c (gene tuba1c). Gene Ontology annotation, cellular component: cytoplasm; microtubule. Bases 106 to 1461 code for a protein of 451 amino acids. Gene Ontology annotation, molecular function: GTP binding; structural constituent of cytoskeleton. The transcript has 4 exons. Lineage: Eukaryota; Metazoa; Chordata; Actinopteri; Cypriniformes; Nemacheilidae. The record is from RefSeq and is a predicted model, not a curated record. Gene Ontology annotation, biological process: microtubule cytoskeleton organization; mitotic cell cycle.
CCUCCCCCUCAGCCUCAAUCUUGAAUAGGUACUCUCAGUAUUCUCAACAAUAAAUAAAUUUCCUGCCACUUGAUACUCGCCUCAUCGCUUUACCACUCCAGAAAAAUGCGUGAGUGCAUCUCUAUCCACGUAGGUCAGGCUGGUGUCCAGAUCGGCAAUGCAUGCUGGGAGCUCUAUUGUCUUGAGCACGGCAUUCAGCCGGAUGGGCAGAUGCCCAGCGACAAGACCAUCGGUGGAGGAGAUGAUUCUUUCAACACAUUCUUCAGUGAGACGGGAGCAGGAAAGCACGUCCCCAGGGCUGUGUUUGUAGAUCUGGAGCCCACCGUCAUCGACGAGGUACGAACCGGAACUUACCGUCAGCUGUUCCACCCCGAGCAGCUCAUCACAGGAAAGGAAGAUGCUGCUAACAACUACGCUCGUGGUCACUACACCAUCGGCAAAGAAAUCAUUGAUCUGGUUCUGGACAGGAUUCGCAAACUGGCUGACCAGUGCACAGGCCUUCAGGGGUUCUUGGUCUUCCACAGCUUUGGUGGUGGAACCGGUUCCGGCUUCACCUCUCUGCUGAUGGAGCGUCUGUCUGUUGACUAUGGCAAGAAGUCCAAGCUUGAGUUCUCCAUCUACCCCGCCCCACAAGUCUCUACUGCUGUGGUAGAGCCCUACAACUCCAUUCUGACCACACACACCACCCUAGAACACUCUGACUGUGCCUUCAUGGUAGACAAUGAGGCCAUUUACGAUAUCUGCCGUAGGAACCUCGACAUCGAGCGUCCUAGUUACACCAACCUCAACAGGUUGAUCAGUCAGAUCGUGUCCUCCAUCACAGCCUCUCUCAGGUUUGAUGGUGCCCUCAAUGUCGAUCUAACUGAGUUCCAGACCAACUUGGUGCCGUACCCUCGUAUCCACUUCCCAUUGGCUACAUAUGCCCCAGUGAUCUCAUCAGAGAAGGCUUACCACGAGCAGCUCUCUGUGUCUGAAAUCACCAAUGCUUGCUUCGAGCCGGCCAAUCAGAUGGUGAAAUGUGACCCACGUCACGGCAAGUACAUGGCUUGCUGUCUGCUGUACCGUGGUGACGUGGUGCCCAAAGAUGUGAACGCUGCAAUCGCCACCAUCAAGACCAAGCGCACCAUCCAGUUUGUGGACUGGUGCCCCACUGGUUUCAAAGUGGGUAUCAACUACCAGCCCCCCACUGUUGUACCAGGUGGUGACCUGGCCAAGGUGCAGAGGGCCGUGUGCAUGCUGAGCAACACCACAGCUAUCGCUGAGGCCUGGGCCCGUCUGGAUCAUAAGUUUGAUCUGAUGUAUGCCAAGCGUGCCUUUGUGCACUGGUAUGUGGGUGAGGGUAUGGAGGAGGGAGAGUUCUCAGAGGCCAGAGAGGACAUGGCCGCCCUGGAGAAAGAUUAUGAGGAGGUUGGUGUUGAUUCUGUUGAGGGCGAAGGAGAGGAGGAGGGAGAGGAAUAUUAAAAUGUUGAGUGAAUGUCUGAAACUGAAGACAGUAGACCGUUAAUUUACACACAAUAUACAUAAGGUAUUAAGUGUAAAGUCUACUCUUAAAUGUCAGAGACAAACUCUUGAUCAGUUGUCGUGUUAUUAUGGCCAUUAUGAUUAUUAUUUGUGGAAUUUUCUUGCCAAAUUUUGAAUUGUGACGAAUAAAGUGAAGGUGAUGUUGAAA